GCCUCUGGGCGCCCGUCACUUCCUGCUCGGCCCGAGAAGGCCCUGCCGGGCGGCGGCGGCGGCGGCAGCAGCGUCCGGGCCAUGGUCGCGCUGGAGAACCCGGAGGGCGGCUCGGAGGCGGCGGCGGUGGGAAGCGCCCCCGGCGGGCGGCGGACGCUGCCCCUUCCGGGCUGCCUGCCCGCUCUAGCUGGCUCCCAGGUGAAGAGGCUGUCAGCAUCCAAGCGGAAGCAACACUUCAUCAACCAGGCCGUGCGGAACUCAGACCUCGUGCCCAAGGCCAAGGGGCGGAAGAGCCUUCAGCGUCUAGAGAACACCCAGUACCUCCUAACGCUGCUGGAGACAGACGGGGGCACAGCUGGUCUGGACGAUGGGGACCUGGCCCCCCCCGCAGCACCCGGCAUCUUCGCAGAGGCCUGCAGCAAUGAGACCUACAUGGAGGUCUGGAAUGACUUCAUGAACCGCUCUGGGGAGGAGCAGGAACGGGUUCUCCGCUACCUGGAGGAUGAGGGCAAGAGCAAGGCACGGAGGAGGGGGCCCGGCCGCGGGGAGGAUCGAAGGAGAGAGGACCCAGCCUACACACCCCGUGAGUGCUUCCAGCGCAUCAGCCGGCGUCUGAGAACUGUCCUCAAGCGGAGCCGCAUCCCCAUGGAAACUCUGGAGACCUGGGAGGAGAGGCUGCUGAGGUUUUUCUCUGUGUCUCCCCAGGCCGUGUACACGGCCAUGCUGGACAACAGUUUCGAGAGACUCCUGCUUCACGCCAUCUGUCAGUACAUGGACCUCAUCUCAGCCAGUGCCGACCUGGAGGGCAAGAGGCAGAUGAAAGUCAGCAACCGCCACCUGGACUUCCUGCCACCGGGGCUGCUCCUGUCCGCGUAUCUGGAGCAGCGCAGCUGAUGGCCGCCCCCCUCCCCCUCCCCCGCCCCCAGCCUCCCUUCCCCCAGGCCUCCCGUGCCAUUCGCUAAAGUAUCUUUAUUAUUUGGAGGAUUUGUCCCUGCAGACGUGCUCUACCCCUGGGGGGGGGGGUUAUCCCUCUGACUCCUUCCCAGCCCGCCUCUCCCAGAUAAACGCGAGGCCCUGGCCCCCCACACCGGACUGUCCUGGCCUUGCAGCUCCCCGCUCCGGGACUUGAGUUUGAGCGAGGAGACCCGGCCUGGUCACUUCCGUGUUCCUUCUUCGUUCAGCUUUUUCGGCCCCGUCUGAAACUUAAGCAAGGAGCGACAGGCUGGGUUUUUAUCACUUUUAAUGAAUUUGGCAUGAUUUGUUGUAGAUUUUUAAAUUUCCCUUUUGGGAAGAAAAACCAAAAACUUGCCCCAACUGAUAAAUCGGGGGACUUUGUUCCAGUCCCUGUUUGAUCCUCCCCCAUCCCCCAGCUUUUGGCUUGGAUGUGGGGGAGGGGGGGCCUGGGGCUCCGCCCCUUUUUCCAGGUGUGUUCUGUCGUGUGCGCCUGCGCGUGUGCCCCACGCCCUAGGACAGGGGCUGCAUCUUAAAGGCUGGUCUUGCCACCCUUUUGGAACAUGUUUGUCCUCCACGGGUGGCUUUUGGUGGCUCUUGGGGCCCCAUUUGCUCUACACACCUCCUCCCUUCAUCCUGCGGGAUCAGGACUUCCAGCCAGAAGCCUCUGCCCUAGGACUGCCCCAUUCCCCUGUCCGUGUCCCUUUGCCCUUCCCCUAGCCUAGCUCUGGCCCGUUGCCUUGGGCUGACCUCUCACUGGCCACCCUGGCAUGUCCCACAAGAGCAGGGCUGGGGGACCCCUCCCGUGUGUGUGUGUGUGUGUGUGUGUGUGUGUGUGUGUGUGUCUAGUUGUGCUUUGGGAAAAGUGGAGAGUUCAAUAAAUUUCUGGUGCUCUGGUC
Messenger RNA from Felis catus (domestic cat), 1850 nucleotides. It is a transcript of the gene R3HDM4, whose product is annotated as R3H domain containing 4. Lineage: Eukaryota; Metazoa; Chordata; Mammalia; Carnivora; Felidae. Gene Ontology annotation, molecular function: nucleic acid binding. The record is from RefSeq and is a predicted model, not a curated record. The transcript has 8 exons. The coding region runs from base 82 to 894 and encodes 270 amino acids.